UGAAGAUGAAGAAAUGGAUACCUCUGAAUACGACUCAGAUUAUCUGUCAUAUUUACAAGAUGCAUCCUAUAAUCAACAGGAUCCUUCAAGUGACGAAGAAGGAGCAUACACUCUUUUUAAUAAAGACGUAAAUUAUCCUUCAAAUUCUCAAUUUUCAUUCUAUGAUCAACAAGACCCUUCAAGUGACGAGGAAGGAGCAGAAUUUUCGAACAAGAACGACAUAUAUCAUUCUUCAAAUUCUCCAUUUGCAUCUUAUGAACAACAAACUUUUUCAAGCAACAUAGGAUCAGGCAUUCCUUUUAAGAGAGACAUAGAUUAUUCGCCAAAGUCUCCAUCUGUAUCCUAUAAUCAACAGGAUCCUCAGAAUUUGAUACGUCAAAUUCAACAGAGAGCCUUUCAAGAUUAUCCCUCAAAAAAUUUACAGCCGACCUAUCAAAAUUCAUUGAAUAUUGCGGGAAAAUCAGAUCAAACAUCACAACAAUAUUGUAAACCCCCUAUUUCACUUUUUCCAGAUCAACUUUCACCUAUUCGAUUCGGUCACAAAGCUGCAUCAAAUAUUCGAACACCGAAUUCGCCAGUUGAUUACAACAAU
This is a messenger RNA of Acaulospora morrowiae, 592 nucleotides long. The record is from the annotation of a GenBank genome assembly. Lineage: Eukaryota; Fungi; Glomeromycota; Glomeromycetes; Diversisporales; Acaulosporaceae.